Drosophila ficusphila is the source of this 1255-nucleotide messenger RNA. Its product is annotated as ribonuclease H2 subunit A. Gene Ontology annotation, cellular component: ribonuclease H2 complex. The coding region runs from base 38 to 1090 and encodes 350 amino acids. Lineage: Eukaryota; Metazoa; Arthropoda; Insecta; Diptera; Drosophilidae. Gene Ontology annotation, biological process: DNA replication, removal of RNA primer; mismatch repair. The record is from RefSeq and is a predicted model, not a curated record. Gene Ontology annotation, molecular function: RNA-DNA hybrid ribonuclease activity; RNA binding. The transcript has a single exon.
UUCGCUUAAAAAGUAAACAAUUAAAAAAGCGCGCAAAAUGUCGGACCAGGAAGAUAACGAAAUCAAGGAUGAUAUAGAAAUCAAAAAGGAAAUUCAAAGUAUUAAAGAUAUAGACGAAAAGCCGACAAAUGAGCAACUCAAGGACACCAGCAAAAUCAGCUCCCUAAAAACACUGGGACCGUUUAUAGCAGCCAGGGAGAAUAGCCGGAAUACCGUGUAUCUCAGUGAUGUGCCGAAUGUUUGCAAGGAUCAGCCCUGCAUGCUGGGCGUGGACGAAGCGGGGCGUGGUCCUGUGCUGGGACCAAUGGUGUAUGGGAUCGCCUACUGUCCGCUGAACAGCAAGAAGGCUCUAGAGGAUCUGGGAUGCGCAGACUCUAAACAGUUGACCGAGGAGAAGCGCGACAUUAUAUUUAACGAUAUCAACACCAAGGAGUAUGCAAACAGUUGCGUUGGCUGGGCUGUUGAAAUCAUAUCACCAAAUACGAUCAGCACGAGCAUGUACCGGCGAUCCAAGUGUUCGCUAAACGAGGUGUCCAUGGACUCUGCCAUGGGCCUUAUCCAACGUGCCGUCGACGCGGGCGUAAAUAUAGCUGAGGUAUAUGUGGACACGGUGGGCCCCCCGGAGAAGUACCAAGAGAAGCUGCUCAAACGCUUUCCCAGCUUCAAGAUCACCGUGGCGAAGAAGGCCGACUCUACCUAUCCCAUUGUGUCUGCAGCCAGUAUUUGCGCCAAGGUCACGCGUGACCAUGCCCUCAAGGUUUGGAAAUUCCCUGAGGGUUUGGUCAUCAAGGACAAUGCCUUUGGCAGUGGCUAUCCGGGAGAUCCAGUUACCAAGAGAUUCCUGGCUGAGCACAUCGAUCUGGUGUUUGGAUUCCCUCGCCUCGUCAGAUUCAGUUGGUCCACUGCGGAAAAUGCGUUAGCGGACAAGGCCUACGACAUGGAGUUCGACGAACCGGAUUCCGAGAAGCCCAAGUACGCUGGCACCAAGCUCACCAAGUUCUUUAAGGGCACCACUAAAUCCGGAGAGGUUAUUCGCGAGGAGUGCCGCUUCUUCAAACAACGACAUCUGGGAAACGUCAUGGAGUUUUAGCAAAACCUGAAAUCUUUUUGUUUUAGUAUAUCUCUUAAUUAGGUCAGUUAGAAUGUACUCCGAAAGUUUAAAAUCUGUGUUGAGAGCUGGAAUCAACAAAAUCGAAUGUCCCAAAAGAAAAACCGCCAAACCCAAAAUAAAAAACUAUUUAAUUUGUAUCUUUAA